GGGACCAUCCUGAAUUCAUGUGUCAGUUUCUCUUUUGGCUCUGCACUUUCUUCUACCUCUCCCCUCUCCCCUCCCCUAUAAGCUCUCCUCUCCUCUCCCCUCCCCCAGAUCCCUCUCCGUCUCUCUCUUUGGAUUGGAUAGAAGAGAGAUUGGGUCGUGACACUCCACCUCCAUCGAUCCCUCGAGACCAUGGAUCCCAACUGGCGGCCCACCCAAGGGUCUGGCCCCGCCGCUGCCGCCGCUGACCCGCCCCCCGCCGGAGGCGACUGGCGCGCCCAGCUCCAGCCCGAGGCGCGCGGCAGGAUCGUCGAUAAGAUAAUGGAGACUCUGAAGAAUCGUCUGCCAGUAUCUGUGUCUGUGGCGCCAGAGGCACUGAACGAACUUCAAAAAAUCGCUGCGUGGUUCGAACAAAAGGUCUAUACCGAAGCAACCAGUCAGUAUGAUUAUUUACGGAAGAUUUCUCUGAAGUUGCUCUCCAUGGAGACGCAGAGACAGCAGGCUGCUGGAAAUGCUCAGCUGAUUCCAAAUCAAAACAACCCUGCCCCUGGACUCCAUCCACAAGGCAGUAAUGAAGCACAAACAUCAGCAGUUCCCUUGAUGUCUCAGCAACAAGGCCGGCAGCCAAAUGCUUCUACAUCUGUACAAGCUUCUUCACUCACUAAUAUCAGACAGAACUUGCACUAGUGCAGAACCGGGCAAUAGCACCGGUUCGUAAGGCCCUUUAGUGCCGGUUUAGGAACCGGCACUAAUGUUUCAGCACUAAAGGCCCCCCCCCUUUAGUACCGGUUCAGCACGAACC
Triticum urartu is the source of this 799-nucleotide messenger RNA. RefSeq names its product mediator of RNA polymerase II transcription subunit 15a. Gene Ontology annotation, molecular function: transcription coactivator activity; chromatin DNA binding. Gene Ontology annotation, biological process: regulation of DNA-templated transcription. The record is from RefSeq and is a predicted model, not a curated record. Lineage: Eukaryota; Viridiplantae; Streptophyta; Magnoliopsida; Poales; Poaceae.